AUGACCAAGUACAAGGGGUUCUCGACGACCUCGUACUACGGCGACGACAACCUGUUCGCCAAGGCUGCCGUAUGCACCCUCAUCGUUGGAGUCGCGACCCUACUGGCGCUGCUGUUGGGUUCCGUGGUGUCGGCCCACGGCCGUGCACUCUCCAGGCCAGCCGUCUCCGGUGGGGUCGUCGGUGGUGCGGCCGUCGUCCCCAGCCAAGCCGCUGACACAUCGGUGAAGUCCAGACAGACGCCUCCGUAUCAAAACACAACGAAGACGCUGAAGUCGACGAAGGCAGCGAAGGCAACGAUUACGGUCAACCGUCGCCAUGACGUCGAGAUCGGCUUGGCCUCCCGGCUGCUCAGGGAGUCUGUGGACGACAGCGCCGACCCGUGCCGAGACCUGCGCGCGCACGUGUGCUCCGGGUACGACAGCGGCGAGCUCAGGGGACGACCGCUGGAGGAGCGGGCGGCCCAAGACGUCGCGGUCGCGGUGGAGGCCUCCUUCCGUCGCGCCAUCAGCCCCCCUUCCGGACUGGUCGCGAAGCACUGGUCCUUACGCAGGGCGGCCACCUACUACCGGUCGUGCAUGGAUGCGAACCCCGAGAGUCCCGAGAACGUGAGAGCCCUCGCCGCCUUCUUCGAGCACAACGACCUGCAACUUUCGGCGGACGCCGAGGGUGGCGCUGUCUCGCCCGACUUCCUGGACAAGACGGUCGAGCUUCUCCUGCGCUACGACCUCGGACUGUUCUUCGAUCUGCGUGUGGACGUCUUCCCGAACCGCGGUGUGCGCUUCGUCCGAGUCGUCGCCAACGGCGACUUCGUCGACUGGAAAAGGAAGCGCGUCGCCAUGACGGACAGGAAGGAGCACGGUCCUCUCGCACAAGACGCGCUCUGCUCCUGCGGCGUCGGCAAACAUCGUGCUCAGGAGCUGGCCCGCCGAAUCUGGGCACUGGAAGACAAGCUCCUCGCCAAGGUACUCGUCUGCGUUUGA
Molecule: messenger RNA, 981 nt
Organism: Dermacentor andersoni
Lineage: Eukaryota; Metazoa; Arthropoda; Arachnida; Ixodida; Ixodidae
Molecular function (GO): metallopeptidase activity
Source: RefSeq, a predicted model, not a curated record